Camelina sativa (false flax) is the source of this 1214-nucleotide messenger RNA. RefSeq names its product putative prolyl 4-hydroxylase 9. Gene Ontology annotation, molecular function: iron ion binding; L-ascorbic acid binding; procollagen-proline 4-dioxygenase activity. The record is from RefSeq and is a predicted model, not a curated record. NCBI's taxonomy places the organism in Eukaryota, Viridiplantae, Streptophyta, Magnoliopsida, Brassicales, Brassicaceae. Gene Ontology annotation, cellular component: endoplasmic reticulum. Gene Ontology annotation, biological process: peptidyl-proline hydroxylation to 4-hydroxy-L-proline.
AACAUAUUUAAAUAGAAACUUUUUUUUUUGUGGGUGCUUCACUGGAUCGAAGGAAAAGCAAAAGCGUCUCGGACUUCGUUACUUAAGCCGGCGAAGAUCUUCAUCGGAAACCUUAUCGGAUCGGAUCGGACGGAAGAAGGCUCGAUGAAGAGCAAAUUGAAGAGCUACAAGAGGAAGAAGCUAGGGUUAGCCACUGUUAUCGUCUUCUGUUCCCUCUGUUUCCUCGUUGGUUUCUAUGGUUCCACUCUGCUUUCUCAGAACGUGCCUCGUAUUAAACCCAGGUUGAGAAUGUUGGAGAUGGUGGAGAAUGUGGAAGACGAGGCUGGCUCGAUGCCUCAUGGUGUUACUGGAGACGAAUCUGUUGGAUCGAUUCCGUUUCAGGUACUGAGUUGGAGACCGAGGGCUAUAUAUUUUCCGAAUUUCGCAACUGCAGAACAAUGCCAAGCUAUUAUCGACAGAGCAAAGAUUAAUCUGAAACCUUCUGCUUUGGCUCUCCGGAAAGGAGAAACUGCUGAAAACACCAAGGGCACUAGAACAAGCUCAGGAACUUUUAUCAGUGCUUCAGAAGAAAGUACUGGUGCCCUGGAUUCUGUUGAAAAGAAGAUCGCAAGGGCUACGAUGAUCCCAAGGACCCAUGGAGAGUCUUUCAAUAUUCUAAGAUAUGAACUUGGCCAAAAGUAUGAUUCCCACUAUGAUGUUUUCAACCCAACUGAAUAUGGACCACAAUCAAGCCAAAGGAUUGCUUCCUUCCUGUUGUACUUAUCUGACGUAGAAGAUGGCGGUGAAACCAUGUUCCCAUUUGAGAACGGUUCGAACAUGGGCACCGGAUACGAUUACAAGCAAUGUAUUGGGUUGAAAGUAAAACCUCGGAAAGGAGAUGGUCUUCUUUUCUAUUCCGUGUUUCCAAAUGGAACGAUUGAUCAGACUUCGCUUCACGGGAGCUGCCCGGUGACCAAAGGAGAGAAAUGGGUAGCGACCAAAUGGAUCAGAGACCAAAACCAGGAAGAAUAAGUUAGGGUUUUGUUUCUCCAUAUAUGUCUUGCAGCUUUAAUCUUGAUGGAUCCCUCGUGUACAGUUAUAUUCUUAUUAUUCAAACAAAAAUAGAGUCAUUACACACAAACCCGUCUUGGGCGUGUGUAGCUAUUGAGUUUUCUUAUACAGUAUUAUAAUGUGAAUGAUUCAAAAUAUUUAUAAUGAAAAUAUGGUUGGAAAUA